CAAACAACUGUCCUGGAAAAAGGAAAAAGCAAUCAAAUUUAAAUCCAGACAGUAGGGAAAGAAAAGGUUGACAUGCUUGUAUACAGUUCAUAUACAUACCUGGUUUUAACUAUAUUUCUACGUUCCAAGUGCUGCAGACGCUGCUCUAAUUUUGCCGUAUUGAUUGACCGCUCAAUGUAGGUCAGACUUGAUGGAUAUCGAUGGAAUGGGAGUGAGUCUCUUUUCCAGUCCGCCCAGUCAGGCACUUCACAUCCUCUGUUUGCAACGUGAACGUUCAAAUGUCGUUUGUUCUUUUAAGAUAUGCAGCAAACGACUCUGCCUAAACCAGGCCUAAAGGAGAGAGUCCGUGACUGAUGAUGCAGAGGAGAACUGAGGACAGAGGUGUGUGUAAGCGGUUAUCCGCGGCGAUGUCUGCGACAGAGUUUCACACCGACAGAGAGGAGGACUAUAGAUUCCUGCACAGCAUGCUGAUGGAGAAAAAGGUCCACCUGCUGUUUAAGAUUCACGAACGGCUGAAGCGCUUUGAGAAGCGGAGGCCUGGUCCCGUCCUGCAGCACGCGGCGAGUCUGGCCUCGCAAUUGGCAGAAGAGCUGCUGUACCACGGAUGGAGAGAUGAAGUCAAAGAACUGCUUACACUUAUUUCCAAACCUCACUUUAAGAGUCUUCUGCGUACCCAUGACUCUGUAGCCAAGAGAGACUUUGAACCUGCUCUGCCACCCCUACCUGAUGAUGCAAUGGAGGAAGAUGAAGAGUCAGUGAAAAUUGUGAGCCUUGUGAAAACCAAAGAGCCACUGGGAGCGACAAUUAAGAAGGACAAAUCCACGGGGGCCAUCGUCGUCGCCAGGAUCAUGAGAGGAGGCUCAGCCGAUAAGAGCGGCCUGAUUCAUGAAGGUGACGAGCUGAAGGAGGUGAAUGGAGUUUCACUGGAGCACAGGAAGCCAAAAGAAAUCCUUCCUCUCCUGGCUUGUUCUGAGGGUGCAGUUAAAUUCAAAAUCAUUCCUGGAUCCACCAAAGAGGAAAUGACAUCAUGUGUGACAAAGGUGUUUGUGCGGGCGCUGUUCGACUAUGAUCCCACGGAGGAUCCGACCGUCCCGUGUAAAGACGCGGCCGUGGCCUUCAAACGAGGCGACGUCCUCCAGAUCGCCGGCACGGACGACGACACCUGGUGGCAGGCCCGUCGCCUCGGAGACGGCAGCGGUCGGGCGGGCCUCGUCCCGUCAAAGCAGCUGCACGAAAGAAGAGUUGCAUUGCAGCGACCCAGAGCUCUGUUCAAGCUUCAGAACAUCAAGCCGCCAGAUGACAGGGAAGUUUUUCCAGUCCCAGAGGACGUAGACUAUGGAGCCAUAACAGGAAUCCACAUCGCCGGUCUGAGAAGGAGCUUCCGACUCGGACGGAAAAGCAGCAGAGCCAGGAAACCUGCUCAGUUACGGAGGUGGAGCUCUGAGACUCCUGGUGCAGUCUGUCCCCGUACUUAUAUAGAGGUGGUACCCUACCAUAAGGAGCCAAAGGACAGACACCGCCUCAUUGUCCUGGUUGGGCCCAGCGGGGUUGGCGUGAACGAGCUGAAGAGGAGGCUGGUGAUCUCGGAACCGGACCGCUAUGGCGUCAGUGUGCCGUACACGACACGCGAGAAGAGGAGGCAGGAGAGCGAAGGCCUGGAUUAUCAUUUUGUUUCAGUUCAGGCAUUUGAAGAGCUCAUCCUCAACCACAGGUUUGUAGAGUAUGGACAGUACAGAGGUAACUACUACGGGUCAAAUCUGGACUCGGUGCAGAGAGUGUUGGCUGAAGGCAAAGUCUGCCUCCUGGAUGUUCACCCAAGCAAAAUAAAGCAUGUUUACACUUCUGAAUUCAAACCAUACGUAGUGUUUGUGAAACCGCCAAUGAUUGAGGAGCUGCGCCUCACCAGGCGGAGAGCUAAAUUUGUCUGUGAUGAAGACGGUAUGCAGGUCAGGAUGUUUUCAGAGGAGGACUUUGAGGAGAUGCUCGACCAGGCUGAGAUGUUGGACAGCCAGUACGGCCACCUGUUUGACAAAGUGAUCGUCAACGGAGACGUCGCCACGACAUUCAGAGAGCUGAAGGCCGAUGUCGAGAAGCUGGACGAGCCAGAGGUCCAGUGGGUUCCCGCAGCGUGGAUGCGCUCGGCACCAACAAAAGCGUGGAGAAGCUGCAGCAGCUUGACCGGCUGGAUUUAAACGGGAAUCGCUCACGAUUGCAUCAAAUAUUCCUUAAGGGCCCCUUUUAAAUCUCAUUUAAUAUAGUCUCCUUAAAAGUGAUGCACACUAUGUUCCUCUGUGCAUAAGUGCUGCGUUUGAGUUGAAUAAAUUUAGAUAAUAAUCUCUGUCA
Poecilia latipinna (sailfin molly) is the source of this 2343-nucleotide messenger RNA. RefSeq names its product MAGUK p55 subfamily member 7-like. Gene Ontology annotation, molecular function: protein binding. The record is from RefSeq and is a predicted model, not a curated record. The transcript is spliced from 19 exons. NCBI's taxonomy places the organism in Eukaryota, Metazoa, Chordata, Actinopteri, Cyprinodontiformes, Poeciliidae. The coding region runs from base 354 to 2192 and encodes 612 amino acids.